Molecule: messenger RNA, 1599 nt
Organism: Phanerochaete carnosa HHB-10118-sp
Lineage: Eukaryota; Fungi; Basidiomycota; Agaricomycetes; Polyporales; Phanerochaetaceae
Exons: 6
Coding region: 52-1536 (494 amino acids)
Molecular function (GO): zinc ion binding
Source: RefSeq, a predicted model, not a curated record
UGCCCACUUGCUCUGCCUCAUACCGCACUAGUCUAGUCUGCGGACAAAGUCAUGGAGCCCGUGCCAGAACGCGUGCCUACCAUCGACGACCUCCGGGUAAAACUGUGCUGGAUAUGCCGGGAUGAGGAAUACCAUGACCAGCCGUCGGAGCCCCGGGUGCAAUGGGUCCACCCGUGCAGGUGCACCCUGAUCGCGCACGAGAGCUGCCUCCUGAACUGGAUACGCUCCGCACAGCAAGACGCCUCGCGCUCGCCGAACGCCCUCAAGUGCCCCCAGUGCGGCGCGCGAUACGAGAUCCGGAGCGAGAACCCGUUCCCCCUGCGGCUGCUCAACCACAUCAACACCAGCAUCUCGCUCGCGGGGAGGGCGGUGACGGUGUUUGGCUUCGCGACCGUCGUCGUGUCGUGUGGCUUUGGAAUGUACGUCAUGCUCACCUCCUAUGGUGCUUAUGCGGUGCAGGAGUUUCUGGGGAAGGAGAUGUUCGACCUGCUGCUCACAGAUGAUCCAACCAACUGGCCGUGGCACGCCUUCAUCAACCUGCCGCUCAUCCCCAUCUCCCUCGUCGCCACACGCACAAAGUACUUCGACACAGCCCCCGUGUUCCCGCUCUAUCUCGCCUGGACGACCUCGCCCGUCGCACAGAUCAUGACCGACAAGGUCCGGCUCGCCGACCUCGCCAGCUACCCCCAGCAGGCCCUCCUCCGCUGGCCGCCCUCGCCGAUCAUGGUGUCGUUCUGCCUGCCGAUCGUCGCCCGGCUCUACCGCCGGCUGAUGCGUCGCGUGCGCGGCUGGGUGCUCGGCCCCCAGCCGGCGCAGGACCUGCCGCUCCGCCGCAUCGAGCUCGCGCUGAACGAGGGCGGGCCCGCGCUCCACGUGCGCAUCGCGGCCGACCUGAACGCCCCAGACGGCGCACACCGGCAGGGCGCCGCCGCACCCGCACCCGUACCCGCACCCGCGCCUGCGCCUGCGGACGACCAGCAGCAGCAGCAGCAGCAGCAGCAGCAACCGCCGGCGAACAACCUAGACGACCCGGUCGCGGCCGCAGAGCAGACGGUGCGCGUGACGGGGACGUCGCUCGGGCGGUUCAUCGGCGGGGCGCUGAUGAUCCCGAAGCUGUCGAACUGGAUGGGCGCGGUGCUGCUCGGGCUCUCGCGGCACUCGGUGCUCCUGCGCCGGCUCCUCGGCGUGCGCCCGCCGCUGCGCCUCGGCGCGCACUCGCCGCGCGUGCGGUACGGCAACGCCGGCUGGCCGCCGGAGGGCGGCCUGCUUCACCAGCUCGGGACGAACCUCCGCGUCGUGCUCAACGUCAUCUGCGGAGGCACCAAGGUCUGGGCUGAAGCGGAUCCUGUGUGGUGGCGCAACACCGUCGGGCUCGGGAUCUUUGUCUUUGCGAAAGACUGCCUGGGUCUGUUGCAUGUCUACCUGACCAAGCGCGAGAUCGAGUCGCGACGGAUCAAGAACAAGUCUUUCGCAGGUAUCGACCCCAGGGAACUAGACCUCAUCGACCGACCUGCUCCUAACGGCACUGCUAUAUAACAUAAUCUCACCGCAUGCUCUGUUCAGCUCUCCACUCAUUGCUUGUCGUAUUGCUGUCACCAC